Molecule: messenger RNA, 864 nt
Organism: Salmo salar (Atlantic salmon)
Lineage: Eukaryota; Metazoa; Chordata; Actinopteri; Salmoniformes; Salmonidae
Source: RefSeq, a predicted model, not a curated record
AUGACAAAAGGACUAAAUUUGAGUUUUGACACUCUUAUACCUGCCAAAAUCCACAAGAUCAAACUGAAGGGUCCUCAAGAAUACAGCACAAGGAGGCCAGCACAGGGAGGCCAGCACAAGGAGGCCAGCGCAAGGAGGCCAGCACAAGGAGGCCAGUACAAGGAGGCCAGCGCAAGGGAGGCCAGUACAAGGAGGCCAGUACAAGGAGGCCAGCACAAGGAGGCCAGUACAAGGAGGCCAGCACAAGGAGGCCAGCACAAGGAGGCCAGCACAAGGAGGCCAGCACAAGGAGGCCAGCACAAGGAGGCCAGGACAAGGAGGCCAGCACAAGGAGGCCAGUACAAGGAGGCCAGUACAAGGAGGCCAGUACAAGGAGGCCAGCACAAGGAGGCCAGCACAAGGGAGGCCAGUAAAAGGAGGCCAGUACAAGGGAGGCCAGCACAAGGAGGCCAGUACAAGGAGGCCAGCACAAGGAGGCCUGUAAAAGGAGGCCAGCACAAGGAGGCCAGCACAAGGAGGCCAGCACAAGGAGGCCAGUACAAGGGAGGCCAGUACAAGGAGGCCAGUACAAGGAGGCCAGUACAAGGAGGCCAGCACAAGGAGGCCAGCACAAGGAGGCCAGAGCAAGGAGGCCAGCACAAGGAGGCCUGUAAAAGGAGGCCAGUACAAGGAGGCCAGUACAGGAGGCCAGUACAAGGAGGCCAGCACAAGGAGGCCAGUACAAGGGAGGCCAGCACAAGGAGGCCAGCACAAGGAGGCCAGCACAAGGAGGCCAGUACAAGGAGGCCAGCACAAGGAGGCCAGCACAAGGAGGCCAGCACAAGGAGGCCAGUCACAAGGAGGCCAGCACAAGGAGGCCUGUAA